Pipistrellus nathusii (Nathusius's pipistrelle) is the source of this 1524-nucleotide messenger RNA. The record is from the annotation of a GenBank genome assembly. NCBI's taxonomy places the organism in Eukaryota, Metazoa, Chordata, Mammalia, Chiroptera, Vespertilionidae.
AUGCUGUGGUCCCAGGGCGCCAUUCCGGCCGCCAUCGCGUCGGCCAAGAGGAGCGGCGCGGUCUUCGUGGUGUUCGUGGCAGGUGAUGAUGAGCAGUCUACACAGAUGGCUGCAAGUUGGGAAGAUGAGAAAGUGACAGAAGCAUCUUCAAACAGUUUUGUUGCUAUUAAAAUCGAUACCAAAAGUGAAGCCUGCCUACAAUUUUCACAAAUCUAUCCUGUAGUGUGUGUUCCAUCCAGUUUCUUUAUUGGAGACAGUGGAAUUCCCUUGGAAGUAAUAGCAGGAAGUAUUUCUGCAGAUGAACUUGUUACCAGAAUUCACAAAGUCCUGCAGAUGCACUCGUUAAAAGGUGAAACAUCAGAGGCAAAUGGCAGCCAGUCAGAAAGUUCACACUCUACUCCAUCCACCUCAUUUGAUCCUAAUAGUACUUCUGAAAACUCUCAGUCAAGAAAUGUAGAACUUUCUGAGACACUAACCACUUCUGAUAAAAAGUCAGAUUGCACAACAGGAGGAGAAAAAUCAGACCAUGCCACUUCAUCUCAGGAGGCUAGCGGAUAUUCAAAUCCAAGACCCUCGGAGGACCUCACUGUCAAAGUGGAAAGACUAACCAAAAAACUUGAAGAAAGAAGAGAAGAAAAAAGGAAAGAGGAAGAACAGAGAGAGAUUAAGAAAGAAAUUGAGAGGAGAAAAACUGGAAAAGAAAUUUUGGAUUAUAAAAGAAAGCAAGAAGAGGAAUUAACAAAAAGAAUGUUAGAGGAAAGAAACAGAGAAAAGGCAGAAGAUAGGGCAGCUCGAGAGCGUAUCAAACAGCAGAUUGCAUUGGAUCGUGCAGAGAGAGCUGCUCGUUUCGCAAAGACAAAGGAAGAAGUAGAAGCUGCUAAAGCUGCUGCCUUGCUGGUUAAGCAAGCAGAAAUGGAAGUUAAGAGGGAUGCUUCUGCAAGAGAAAGAAGCACUGUUGCAAGAAUUCAGUUUCGUCUUCCUGAUGGUUCUUCAUUUACAAAUCAGUUCCCUUCUGAUGCUCCUCUUGAAGAGGCAAGGCAGUUUGCUGCACAGACUGUUGGCAACACAUACGGUAAUUUUUCAUUAGCAACCAUGUUUCCCAGGAGAGAAUUUACCAAAGAAGAUUAUAAGAAGAAAUUAUUGGAUUUGGAACUUGCCCCAAGUGCUUCAGUGGUACUGUUGCCAGCAGGAAGACCAACUACAUCUAUGGUACAUUCUUCCAGUGGAGACUUUUGGACAUUGUUGGGGACAGUACUUUACCCAUUCCUUGCCAUCUGGAGAUUGAUUAGCAACUUCUUAUUUAGUAAUCCUCCUCCUGCACAGACCUCAGUGAGAGCAACUUCGGAAACCUCAACCCUUGCAGCGUCUAGCAAUUCAGAGAAAAGGGAACCUGUCAGAAAAAGAGUGCUGGAGAAACGGGGAGAAGACUUUAAAAAAGAGGGGAAGAUAUAUAGAUUGAGGACUCAAGAUGAUGGUGAAGAUGAAAACAAUACUUGGAAUGGAAAUUCUACUCAACAGAUGUAG